Molecule: messenger RNA, 1047 nt
Organism: Aethina tumida (small hive beetle)
Lineage: Eukaryota; Metazoa; Arthropoda; Insecta; Coleoptera; Nitidulidae
Product: zinc metalloproteinase nas-13
Exons: 3
Coding region: 1-948 (315 amino acids)
Biological process (GO): proteolysis
Molecular function (GO): metalloendopeptidase activity; zinc ion binding
Source: RefSeq, a predicted model, not a curated record
AUGUUUCUAGUCGCAGUCUUAGUGUGUGCCGUAGGGGUGAAUUCAGCCCCAUUGGAAGACGAGUUGAGGGGUGUAGAUCUGUCGCACUUAGGCGAGAGGAUAUUCAAAAAGCCGACAAACGAAACCGGCAAAAGACUGGAACAAUGGGACCCGGAAUCGGAGGCGAAUCCGGAGGAGCUUGGCGAGUACGCCGAGGGUGAUAUUUUGUUCCCCAGCGAGACGAGGAACGGUUUGAUCGCGAGCACUUUUCGUUGGAAAAACGGCGUCAUUCCCUAUGAAAUUAACGGCAGAUUCACCCAGGAGCAGAUCGACAUGAUCCACAGGGCGAUGGGGAUCUAUCACAAGUACACAUGUGUCAGGUUUAGACCGAGACAGGCGGGCGACAACGAUUACAUAUCGAUAGUGAAUGCCAACACAGGUUGCUGGAGCAGCGUGGGCCGCAUCGGAGGCCGUCAGGAGAUCAAUCUGCAAAGUCCCGCUUGUUUGACACGCGUUGGAACGCCUUUGCACGAGCUGAUGCACGCUGUUGGCUUCCUGCACGAGCAAAACAGAUACGAGAGGGACAACUACAUAUCAAUCGCCUGGCAAAACAUACAGCGGGGUCACGACAACAACUUCGACAAGGCUUCCAAGGAUCAGACGAAUGGUUUUGGUGUCAACUAUGACUUUAGGUCGGUGAUGCACUACUCCAAGACUGCGUUCAGUGUCAACGGACAGCCUACUAUUAUUCCCAAGGACCCAGCAAACGGUGAAAAAAUGGGGCAAAGGGAGGGUUUCAGCAAAGGAGACAUUACCAAAAUCAACAACAUGUACGGAUGUCCGGAACGGACGCCAGGAUCAAAAGAACCCUCUGGUCCAAGUCAAAGUCAACAAGGAAAUGGUGGAAAUUUGGCCAGCAAUAUUUUAGGAGGGUUGUUAAGCAUUUUUACUGGACGAGAGGAAGAAUAAAAUAAUUUUUGCUUCACUACCAAUUGUAACAGUAUUAUAGGAUUAAUUAUUUUGUUAUUAGUGUAUAUAUAUUUAAAUAAAUAAAUGAUUUUAUUUGUA